Molecule: messenger RNA, 1086 nt
Organism: Exophiala mesophila
Lineage: Eukaryota; Fungi; Ascomycota; Eurotiomycetes; Chaetothyriales; Herpotrichiellaceae
Exons: 1
Coding region: 1-1086 (361 amino acids)
Source: RefSeq, a predicted model, not a curated record
AUGAGCAAUGACGACGACGGGAAGCAGCCUGGUGAUCAAUUGCAAUGUGAACUCAAGGCGUCCAUCCGACGAGCGCAUCAAGCCAAAAAACCCUUCAUUACACAUCUCAAUGCAGACACCACCUGGUUAUUGUCAUUACCAUACCCAGAGCCCUCGUUGUCACCUAGAGGUCGAUCUCGCUACAAUAUCUUGAUUGAUCCCUGGUUGAAGGGAACUCAGGAAGACGUAGCAGGCUGGUUCUCCAAGCAAUGGCAUUCGGUCAAGAGCAGUGUUGAAUCGGCAACUGAACUUGAUGACCUACUACGUCAAGCUGAGAGGCUGGAGCAAUGUGAUUCUGACUGCUAUGUGGGCGAUGAUGACAGAAUACCAUCCAUGAACAUCGCCUGCAAUCGAGUGGACGGGAUUCUGAUAUCGCAUGAGUUUACUGAUCACUGCCACCGUGCCACAUUGCUCGACUUUGAUGCCGACAUCCCAGUGUAUGCCUCGACCAAGGCGGCACAAUUGAUCCGAUCAUGGAAGCAUUUCAAUCGAGUGGUCCAGAUACCGCCUUUUGACGAGAAGCACGGCUGGUCAAGCCAUGGCCAUGGUGACUGGCCAUGGCCUUCGUGGGUUAACAUCAGCAGGAUCACCACUCGAUUCGACGCUUUGGCCUAUCACUCUGCCAUGGUAAUAUGUGUGAGGCCAAGAGCCCACAGAGAUACAACAGAUGCAUACAUUUACUCUCCUCAUGGCAUCGAAGCGUCAUCAGUGUCCAAAUUGAUGCAUACUCGGCCCCCUCUUAAUGUUGUGGCCUUCCUGCAUGGCUUACAUGACGUCUCAAUUGCCAAUCACAAACAACUCAACUUGGGGGCUGUCAAUGCUAUCAAGGCACAACGGACGAUCUUGGCCAAGUACUGGAUUGGUACACACGACGAAGAAAAGCCCGGAUCUGGCCUGAUAGCACCGUUAUUACAGCGCAAGGUGUGGAGCGUUGUUGAUGCAUUGGCCAGCAUCCGCCACAGUGAAUCUGAUAUGGGGCGAGAAGCAUGGCUCCAGAGGAUGGAGUGUGUAGAAUUGGCCAACGGCGAGUCGUUUCUGCUAGAGUGA